UUUACUUUACAUAUGAUACAUAAGUCUAAUUUUUAAUAGUAUUUUUUUUCUCCGACAUGAGGUGCAGUAUUAUUUUCCCUCUCGAUUAAAAACUCGUAGGCGCAUAAUGGAAAAGAUAAACGAGGAUAGUUCAUUGAGUAAUAUUAAACAAUCGUGGCCGAACGAUGCUUCGAACAGUCUCUUAUCGAAGGAAGACAGCCAAUGGGAGCAGAUCUUCAAACACAAACGAUCGGCGAAAAAGUCCAUAAAAAACCCAUUAUUCCUGAAGGAGUUGUUUGCCAAGGAAGAAGAAUCUCCCGUCAGCUCGACAAGUAUUGUUGAAGAACCCGAAACGGUCGACAUAGACAAUCGCAUUGAAGACAUUGUGGCGAACAUAAGGAAGAAGAGCAAGCGCAAGAAGAAACCUCCAGCACCAAUCUGUCCACCGGCUCCUCCCCAGAGUCUCGCUCCCGACGAAGUCGAACCCCAACCGGAAACGGAAGAAGCGGAGAUCCUUUUCAACCUCCGGGCGUUUUACCUCAACCAAGCAGAUCUGGAUAGAAUGCCGCGAAGGGAGAAGAUGUUCGUGUUCGACCCUGUCGAAAAGAAGAUGGUCGGGAAGAUGACGAUAUCAACGGAGUUUUCCGAGGACAAGGUGUUUCUCUCGGUUGAGGGCAUCAAAACUGACGAGGCCAACGAACUGAGAGACGUCUACUUUCAUUUUGCCUGGCUCACAAACGAUUUCGUCCCGUUGAAAGAAUUCAGGACCGAACAGGCUUGGGCUCCGGGAGAAGAAUACUUCAGGUCUUUACACAUAAUGAGGCUGGGGGACGCUGGACUUAAUGUUAGCGCAAAACGAGGAAGUAACGGGGAUGAAAUAAACGAGUCCUACUUCGCAAAAAUGAAGUCCUUAAAGCGCGUGCUUUCGGAGGCGGGCAUAUUCAUACUCAUGAGAAAAAUGGUCUACUCUUACUACGUCGGAACUCUUAAAAUGAAGUGCAUCUUUACUACAGGCGACAUCUGUCCCACGAACAUCCGCUGUUUUCCGUCGAAGCGGAUGGUACUGAACAAUGUCGCCUUGUACGUGGUCCGCAUCCGCAGAAAGGUACUCUGCCCGAACGGCAAGGAAGAAGUCACUAACACAUUUUUCACAACGGCCGGCCAGUACAUCGCCCAGGUGUACAAAAACGAGAGGUACCGUAUACAGAUCGAUCCGUUUGCGUCCCUCGACGCCGACGCCAUAGUAUCACCGGAAAGGAUUGUUCCUCUUCGCUGCCGAUACGAAGACGAUCCCCAAGUAAACUCAUUUUACAUGGACGAAGUCGAUAGAUGGUCUUAUAAAGACAGGUUGUACCUCGAAGAUCAUCCGGAAGUAAUGAACAUCAUAUCGCAGCUUAUGAAGGAAUUUCUUCUGAACAAACCUCAUCGUGUCGUAGCGUUUGCUCAAAAUUAUUUUACAAGACUUUUAUAAAGUUAUAGUUUCAA
Messenger RNA from Cimex lectularius (bed bug), 1464 nucleotides. RefSeq lists its product as uncharacterized. The transcript has 3 exons. The coding region runs from base 107 to 1450 and encodes 447 amino acids. The record is from RefSeq and is a predicted model, not a curated record. Lineage: Eukaryota; Metazoa; Arthropoda; Insecta; Hemiptera; Cimicidae.